GAUGUUCUAACUCAGUGUCACUGUCCCUAACCAAAUGUCAUUAAUAUAAGAUUGAAUUAAAUGUACACGUAAGAUCGACUGAUAACCAAUGACGUCUUUUCUCUUAAUAGCAUUUAAACAUCAUUUAAAAAUAAACGACUUACAAAAGACUGUUGGUUUUACGCAUAAUAUUAAAAUAUUUAUAUGGAAGACUUUAACAAAAUAUUUUACAAAUAAUCACGAAUUUACGACAUACUAAAUCUUAUUUAAAUGUUCUUCUAUUAUUUUGUUUUUUUAAACGAUUAUGCUUAAAUCACUGUCUUGUGAAUUUUUUGAAGAAUUUUAUUGAGAUAAAAGUUGGAAACUUCAAUGAAAUUUAGCCACUGAUUUUCGAUGCUUAAAGUACUACGAAAUAUAACAAUUCUUGCUGCCUUAGCUCUCUCAUUGACUAAGGCAUCGCAUAAAAAGGGUCUGGCGGUUUCAGAUGGUGACAGGCGGCAUAGACGUUGUGGGGAUGAAAAAGUUUUCAACAAUGUCCAUUGGUGGUAUGACUGGCAUACAUAUCCUUGGAAGCACACCCUCCAUAAGUGUUCUCAUAAUCUAAAACAUGGUUAUGUACCUAUGGUGUGGGGAUGGAGACCAGAUGUUGAUACGCCUAUUCAUUUACUCUCACGAUCAAAAUAUGUCCUUGGAUUUAACGAACCAAACCACGAGAAACAGUCGAAAAUGUCACCACGGGAAGCUGCAAGACACUGGAAAGUUCUCCAAAUGAAGGCACAUGGCAAAAUACUUGUUAGCCCAGCCGUAGCUCCAUGCGCAAGUUGUGAAUAUGGACCAAUCGAAUGGCUCGACGAAUUUUUCAAGUUGUGUCGUCAUUGCAGGGUCGACCAUAUUGCAACACAUUCCUAUCGAUGUGAAGCCAGCGAGACAAUGGUGUAUUUGAAUCAAUUGUGGGAGAGGUACAGAAAACCAAUAUGGCUGACAGAAUUUGCGUGUCCACAAGAUAAAUCUGCUGCAGAUCAACUUCAGUUUAUGAAACAAAUUUUACCUUUACUGGAAUCAGCAGAUUAUGUGUUCCGAUACUCAUGGUUUGUCAGCAGAAACACUGAAAAUUUGUUUACAACAAAAGCCGUUAGUCUCCUCCACCAAAACUCUAAUGAAUUGACAACUCUAGGCAAAUAUUACAAUGAUUUUGAUGGUUGAUCUAAGUAAAUGAUAUUAUUAAUAUUCUUGAUUUUCGAUCAUGUCUUUAAAUAUCAAUUAAUUUCAUUUAAUUUUUAUUUCCACUUGUUUAAAUGAUAUUAAAUUCCCUGAACUCUUAUGAAAUCUGUCUGUCAAUAUGAUGAUUUGUUUUUCUCAUCACCUUCUUCAAUAAAUAUGCAACCUACAAAAAGUUGAGGUGUAUAAUA
Messenger RNA from Mytilus trossulus (common blue mussel), 1388 nucleotides. RefSeq lists its product as uncharacterized. The coding region runs from base 373 to 1182 and encodes 269 amino acids. The record is from RefSeq and is a predicted model, not a curated record. The transcript has 3 exons. Lineage: Eukaryota; Metazoa; Mollusca; Bivalvia; Mytilida; Mytilidae.